AUUUAAUUUGUAGUGUCAGUCCAUCAGCUAUUGUCGCACUUACAAAUUAUAAUUACAUCAAAAUCGUUCGUUUUAUAUACUAUGCGCUGAUAUCUAUGUAUCGUUGUAAUAAAAUAUAAUAUAUCCACUUAAUAAACUCCGAGUUACUCAUUUCCGCACAGCGCUUAUCUACAGCGGAACACGCCGCACAUUUUGCAAUAAUAUUGUAAGGACAAUAAUUUAAUACACACAUCCGUUAAACAUUAUGUUUGUCCUAUUGCACACCGUCGUCUCUGUGUUUGCUGUAGCGGUACUGUUGAAUAUCUUCUACUUUGAUCCGGUCCAAUCGUUUGAAACCUCCGAAAUAUACAACACAUGUCAGCUAUGCAUAAAUUCGCCGUGCCACAAGCAGAGGAAAUAUGCUUGCGCUCCAGGUGCUGGCAAUUAUACGUUGUGUUUCAAGUGUAAUUCAAAAACUCCUGAUACGGACCAACAGUACAACACUCAAUCUGAGUGCCGGAAGUCAUGUUCGGAUCCGUCAAAGUGCAGGUGUGAUGAUGCGUGUUGGGUUUGCGUUCUUAAAGGCAAUCCGAACGCAAUGAAAUGCGCCAAUCUGAAAAAAGUGUAUGAUGAUAAUUGUAAACUGGUUCCGUACCUUCAAUGAGGUUAGAUAAAAAAAUAAUUAAAAAUAUAUAAAUAUUUAUACAUCCGAUCAUCAAAACGGUGACUUGAAUAUCACGGUUUUUUGCCACACGAUUCUUUUGCAUACGAUUUUAACCGCUUAAAUUACUUUUUGUCAACCGAUCACCGAAUAUUUGUUUGUCGAUAAAAAAAUAAGUACCUAAUUUAUAUUUGUAUUAUUAUACAAUUCUGUUGUAUAAUUAAUCUACAUUUGUAUUGUUAUUUUAUUUAUUUAGUAAAGUUCAUAAUUAAAUGUAAAAUUGUAUUUUGUAAUCUGUGCACUUAUAUGUACCAUUGUGUGUAUUAUUGCUUGAAUAUUUAACCAUUACCUUAUCUGGUGUAUAUUAUUCCUUUUUUUUUUUAUUUUCUCCUUACCGGCGUGCUGAUGCUAUAAAUUCAAAUUUUGACAAAAUUCAUAUAAAUUGCAAAAAUUUGUUAAUUACUUUAUAGUUGGAAAUUCAUAAAAAUUGUCGGUUUUAUAUUUAAGAUUUGAAAAUGUAUUACUAGGUUCUUUUUCAUUUGUGUAUAUUUGAAUCAUAAAAUUUAAUAGGUUACUAGUUUGCACUGAAAAGAAUGUAGCAAAACACCCGAUAAUAUAUGUUCACUUCAUCUUCUAUGCAAUACAUUAAUACGUUUUAAUUUAAUUGUUCAUAUUUAUAUUGAAAUAUAUUUAAAUAAUUAAAUACCAUA
Messenger RNA from Rhopalosiphum maidis (corn leaf aphid), 1350 nucleotides. RefSeq lists its product as uncharacterized. The record is from RefSeq and is a predicted model, not a curated record. The coding region runs from base 245 to 643 and encodes 132 amino acids. The transcript has a single exon. Lineage: Eukaryota; Metazoa; Arthropoda; Insecta; Hemiptera; Aphididae.